Messenger RNA from Prunus armeniaca (apricot), 291 nucleotides. NCBI's taxonomy places the organism in Eukaryota, Viridiplantae, Streptophyta, Magnoliopsida, Rosales, Rosaceae. The record is from the annotation of a GenBank genome assembly.
AUGCCGAGCAUAUCACCUAACGUCAUCUCUCAUAGGCUCAGUAUUAAUCCUACCGUCCGACCCGUUCGGCAGAAGCGUCGUGCUUAUGCCCCGGAACGGUAUGAGGCCAUGAAGGCGGAGGUGGAUAAGCUGAGCACGAUUGGAUUCAUCAAAGAGGUGGAUUAUCCCACCUGGCUUGCCAAUGUGGUAAUGGUACGUAAACCAAGGAAGGGCUGGCGCAUGUGCAUAGACUACACAAAUCUCAACCAAGCCUGCCCAAAGGAUAGUUUCCCCUUACCCCGCAUUGACUAG